UCCCAAACUUUUAAAUCUCUUUUUUUCAGCCUUCUUCAAGUCAAUUCAAUUCAGGUUCAUUCUUCUUGGAUUUCACUAAAAAUUCCUGCAAAUUCAAUCUCACAUACCGAUAGAAAAUCAUUUUGGAAAUUUCAAAGCACCAAUAGAUGUCUAGUCAAUCCAGCAGUAGUAGUGAGAAUUCCUUUGAUGCUGAGGAGCUUUUCCAAUUUAGGACUCGAUGUAAAGAGUUGAGGGAAGAAAAGGAUAAGUUGAAGGAUUCACAAUCUCAGAGCUUUGAACUGAUUAGAAGACUGGAACUUCACGUGAAGACGCUGUCUGAGGCCCAAACAGAAGACAAGAAACGCAUAGAGCAGUUAGAAAGAGAGCUCAACAAUUCUUCCCAAGAAAUAGAUUAUCUGCAGGAUCAACUAAAUGCAAGAAACACACAAGCAGUCUGUCUCGACGAGCAGGUUUGCAGUCUUCAGUUGAAACUUGCAAACAUGGAAAUUCUAGAGGAGGAGGUCAUAAGGUUAAGGGAGGAGUUGAGAAAUUCCAACUUCGAGCACUCCUUCUUGAUGCAGGAAUUGGAGAAUAAAGAGGUGGAGCUACAAAAAGCGAUCCUGUGUAUAGAUAGAUUGGAGGAGUCAAUUUCAUCUGCUGGACUAGAUUAUCAAUGCGAAAUAGAGAGCAUGAAGCUCGAUUUAUUAGCCUUGGAGCAGAAAUUUUUCCAAGCUAAGAAAUUACAAGAAGAAACAGCCCUAGAGAAUGCUCGGAUGAAUAAUUUGAUUCAAGACCUUAGGCAUCAACUCCAAGAUGAAAAGAAGACCAUUCAGUGCUUAGGAAAGGAAAAUAAAGAUCUAACUUUAAUGUUCCAAAAAUCCAAAAUGGACACAAAAGUGUUUUGCCAAAAGGUGGAAGAACAAUUUCAAGGGUCUCCAGUGGACAAGGACCUGUCCUUGAGUGAAUUAGGAGAAUAUAUUAGAACUUGUGGAGAAAUUUUGGGACCACUCCCUUCGAAACUUGUAGUCUUAGGAGAUUCAGAUGCAGAACUGAGGGAAAAGAUGUACAAAAUGUCACAUCAAGUGCAUCAAUAUGAACUUCUUGUAGAACGGCUUAAGGAAGAAUUAAAAGAGGAAAAGCUAAAAGCAAAAGAAGAAGCCGAGGACUUGGCACAGGAAAUGGCUGAAUUAAGGUAUCAAAUAACAGGAUUACUCGAGGAUGAGUGCAAAAGACGCGCAUGUGUUGAACAAAUAUCAUUGCGAAGAAUAGCUGAGUUGGAGGCUGAGCUUGAAAAAGAAAGGUCCAAAGGCCUUGAUGAUGAUGAGCACAAGAAGUCUAUCACUGUUUUUAGGCAUAUGAGUGCAGCAUGAUAGACAUAACUACCGUGUCCAGUGGGUUUGAGAUUUUGAUGCAUGGGACGGCAUUUGGAACCAUUCAUCCUUACAAGCUUCAAAAUAUUGUUUGAUUUGUAGUCGGCUUCAAGUGAUAAAGCACCAGCGAGAAAUCUUUGGGUUUUCAUUUUCCUACCGCUGUUGUUUCUCUAUGGCUUGAAGCUGUCUUUAUUUAACAUAACAGAUUCUUGGUGCUACACGCUCUGAAGAACAUGCAAGGUGUAUCAGAGUUCUCUAUAUGCUGGAUGAUGCUUUUGCUAGCUUCUUGUCUGGUUCUGUGAAGGCUUUUCCAGGUUGUGGUGAUGCGAUUAAUCUUUUGCAAAUUCCAGUUCCUGGUUCUCUCUCUCUCUCUCUCUCUCUCUUUUCCAUAAAUUGCUGCUGAAAAGAACAAAUAAUGCAGCAUUUUACCAGUUGUGAGAUAGAGGAGUGAACAAUCUUUUAAGUUAUAAUCUACAAAUGUAAAUUAUGUAUGUAUUUAUUGUAUUUGCUUUAGGGGAAAACUUUAUUCAAGGCACUCGUGAGAGUAG
This is a messenger RNA of Coffea eugenioides, 1897 nucleotides long. Its product is annotated as intracellular protein transport protein USO1-like. The record is from RefSeq and is a predicted model, not a curated record. The transcript has 10 exons. NCBI's taxonomy places the organism in Eukaryota, Viridiplantae, Streptophyta, Magnoliopsida, Gentianales, Rubiaceae. Bases 147 to 1349 code for a protein of 400 amino acids.